This is a messenger RNA of Cladocopium goreaui, 1266 nucleotides long. Lineage: Eukaryota; Dinophyceae; Suessiales; Symbiodiniaceae. The record is from the annotation of a GenBank genome assembly.
AUGAUCUUCGAAAGCGGCAUGCACUUCGACUUCGAAAAAGCCCAGGUGGUGGGUCCACCAGCUGUAGCAGUGGCAAUCCUUGGAACAAUUCUCCCUUUGGUCGUCGGAACUUUGUUGACGGUGCUCUUUGGAAGGCCUCUGAUGCCUGAUGGAAUUGCAGCUGGCACGGCCCUGGCACCAACCAGUGUGGGCAUUGCUUUGCGCUUGUUGGGUGAGGCAGGUGUCCUCCAGGAGAAUUUUGGACAGGCCAUCAUCACAGCUGCAUUCGUCGACGAUAUCCUUUCCCUUGUGCUGUUCAACGUGCUAUUCAGUCUUGGAGGUACAUUCGAUGCUUUCAAAACCAUCUUUGCACCUCUCAUCGGCAUUGGCUUCAUGGGCUUUGCUUGUGUGUUGGCGGUGAAGUUUUGGCCGAAGUUUUUGAGGGAUUACCUCCUGGCCAGGGUGCCUGCAAAGGCGGAGGGAGCCAAGAUCUCUGCUCAAGAUGAGGCUCUCUUCCUCUUCAUGUUUGCGCUCUUAUUCAUCUACGCCACCAUUACGCACUUCCUGGGCACGCACUUGUGGGGAUGCUUUAUUGCGGGCAUGUCAUUUGCUUGCCUGGAUCCUCCUCACCAUGCACAUCAUGUCUGGGUAAAACAGACCAAGCGCUGGACAUCUUGGAUGAUCCGAAUUUUCUUCACUGGCACGGUGGCAUUUUCAAUUCCUUUGCAGCAGCUCUUGUCCAUUGACGCCUUUUGGAAAGGCAGCAUCAUGGGCAUCUUCGCCUGCAUCGGAACCAAGGUGAUUUGCGCACCCUUUAUGGGCAAACCAAAAUGGGUCAUUGGAUGGGCCAUGGUUGGACGGGCAGAAUUUGCGUAUUUGAUCGCACAAAUGGCCCUCUCGAGCGGAAUGAUGGAUGAGGGGACAUUCUCCGUUGUCAUUUGGGCUUUGCUCUACGCCACUGUUUUUGCUCCUUUCGCGUUCCGCUUCCUUUUGAACCGCUACGUUGCUUCUGAAGGUUUGGGAGAGGGGGCAGCUGGCACUGGUUUUUCGGAUUCGGACUCAUCCAUUUACGAAGAGAACAACAAGCAUGAGAUUCGAAAGGACCAAGACCUGGAGGGAAUUGACGUGGCUGGAGCCAUCAAGAGCAAAGCAACGGAGUACGGCCAAUCAAGCCCAGGAGGGGACGAGAAAGCUCUCGAUGCAAAGGCUGUGAGAAACCUGGAUGAGAACAAAGGAAAAGGCGGCCUCCUCUGCUGCUUGUUCUUCAAGAAGGUGGUCGUAAACUAA